Messenger RNA from Ceratotherium simum simum (southern white rhinoceros), 3422 nucleotides. Lineage: Eukaryota; Metazoa; Chordata; Mammalia; Perissodactyla; Rhinocerotidae. The record is from RefSeq and is a predicted model, not a curated record.
AGAGAUCUCUGCUCACUCCUCCCCGUGCUCUCCCUCAGUCCCUCUGUCCCUCUGUCCCUCCACCGACCCUGCACCAUGGGGCCUGCCUCAGGUCCCAGCCUGCUGCUGCUUCUGCUGAGCAGCGUCUCCCUGGCCCAGGGGGAUCCCUUCUUCACCAUGAUCACCCCCAACAUCCUGCGGCUGGAGAAUGAGGAGACGGUGGUGCUGGAGGCCCACGGAGCUGGAGGGGACGUUCCUGUCACGGUCACCAUCCACGACUUCCCGGCCAAGAAGCAAGUGCUGUCCAGUGAGAAGACGGUGCUGACCAAGGCUGCGGGCCACCUGGGAACAGUCACUGUCAAGAUCCCGGCCAGCAAGGAGUUGAGAUCAGCGAGGGGGCAGAGUUUUGUGACUGUUCAGGCGAACUUCGGCGGCACCUCAGUGGAGAAGGUGGUGCUGGUCGGUGUUCAGAGCGGGUACCUCUUCAUCCAGACGGACAAGACCAUCUACACCCCGGGCUCCACGGCAAAUCCUCAGACCCCAUUCAAGUUUCGCCAGGAACCCCUCCAGGGCUGUAGAGAUGAGUAUUUAAGGGUGCAGUGGGGAAAGUGGGUCUGUUCUAAACCCGGAUUGUCCCCCCACUCCUUCACAGGUGACCUGGAUGAAGAUAUAAUCCCAGAAGAGGACAUCAUUUCCCGAAGCCAGUUCCCUGAGAGUUGGCUGUGGACCAUUGAGGAAUUAAAAGAACCAGAGAAAAAUGGAAUCUCCACCAAGAUCAUGAACGUGUUUUUGAAAGACUCCAUCACCACCUGGGAGAUUCUGGCUGUGAGCUUGUCAGACAAGAAAGGGAUCUGCGUGGCUGACCCCUAUGAGGUCACAGUGAUGCAAGACUUCUUCAUUGACCUGCGGCUACCCUACUCCGUUGUGCGCAAUGAGCAAGUGGAGAUCCGAGCUGUUCUCUACAACUACCGGGAGGCGGAGGAGCUCAAGGUGAGGGUGGAACUCCUCCACAAUCCAGCCUUCUGCAGCCUGGCCACCGCCAAGAGGCGCCACCAGCAGACUGUGACCAUCCCGCCCAAGUCCUCGCUGGCUGUGCCUUAUGUCAUUGUGCCCUUGAAGAUUGGCCUACAGGAGGUGGAGGUCAAGGCUGCUGUCUAUCACCACUUCAUCAGCGAUGGUGUCAAGAAGACCCUGAAGGUCGUGCCGGAAGGAAUCAGAGUCAACAAAACCGUGGCCAUUCGCACACUGGAUCCAGAACACAAGGGCCAAAAUGGAGUGCAGCGAGAAGAAGUCCCUGCUGCAGACCUCAGCAACCAAGUCCCAGACACAGAGUCAGAGACCAAGAUCCUCCUGCAAGGGACCCCAGUGGCCCAGAUGGCAGAAGACGCUGUCGAAGGGGAGCGUUUGAAGCACCUCAUUGUGACCCCCUCGGGCUGCGGGGAGCAGAACAUGAUGGGCAUGACACCCACGGUCAUCGCAGUGCAUUACCUGGACCACACCGAGCAGUGGGAGAAGUUCGGUCUGGAGAAGCGACGGGAGGCCUUGGAGCUCAUCAAAAAGGGGUACACCCAGCAGCUGGCCUUCAGACAACCCAGCUCAGCAUUUGCAGCCUUCCAGAACCGGCCAGCCAGCACCUGGCUGACAGCCUACGUGGUCAAGGUCUUCUCUAUGGCCUCCAACCUCAUCGCCAUCGACUCCCAGGUCCUCUGCGGGGCUGUCAAAUGGCUGAUCCUGCAGAAGCAGAAGCCGGAUGGAGUCUUCCAGGAGGAUGGUCCCGUGAUACAUCAAGAAAUGAUUGGUGGCUUCCGGAAAGCCGAGGAGAAAGAGGUGGCCCUCACAGCCUUUGUUCUCAUCGCACUGCAAGAGGCUAAAGAUAUUUGCGAGGGACAGGUCAACAGCCUGGAGCCCAGCAUCAUUAAGGCAGGAGACUUCAUUGAAGCCCACUACAACAACUUGCAGAGACCAUAUACUGUGGCCAUUGCUGGCUACGCCCUGGCCCAGUUAGGCAAGCUGGAAGGCCCUCUCCUCAACAAAUUUCUGAGCACAGCCAAAGACAAGAACCGCUGGGAGGAGCCUGGCCAGAAGCUCUACAAUGUGGAGGCCACAUCCUAUGCCCUCUUGGCCCUGCUGAAGCUCAAAGACUUUGACUUUGUGCCUCCCGUCGUGCGCUGGCUCAACGAGCAGAGAUACUACGGAGCCUCCUAUGGCUCCACCCAGGCCACCUUCAUGGUGUUCCAAGCUUUGGCCCAAUACCAGAGGGAUGUCCCUGACCACAAGGACCUGAACCUGGAUGUUUCCAUCAACCUGCCCAGCCGCAGUGCCGUGGUCAAGCACCGCAUCCACUGGGAAUCCGCUAGCCUCCUGCGGUCAGAAGAGACCAAGGAAAAUGAGAAAUUCACAUUAACAGCUAAAGGGAAAGGACAAGGCACCUUGUCGGUAGUGACAGUGUACUAUGCAAAGGUCAAAGGCAAGGUCACCUGCAAGAAGUUCGACCUCAGGGUUAAGAUCCGACCAGCCCCUAAAACAGUCAAGAGGCCGCAGGAUGCCAAGAGCACCAUGGUCCUUGACAUCUGUGCCAGGUACCUGGGAAACGAGGAUGCCACUAUGUCGAUCCUGGAUAUAUCCAUGAUGACUGGCUUCGCUCCUGACACUUGUGACCUCAAACUGCUGAGCACUGGUGUGGACAGAUAUAUCUCUAAGUAUGAGUUGAACAAGGCCUUCUCCAACAGGAACACCCUCAUCAUCUACCUGGACAAGAUCUCCCACAGCCAGGAGGACUGUCUGUCCUUCAGAGUUCACCAGUACUUUAAUGUGGGGCUUAUCCAGCCUGGGGUGGUCAAGGUGUACUCGUAUUACAACCUGGAUGAGAGUUGCACCCGGUUCUACCACCCAGAGAAGGAGGACGGAAUGCUGAGCAAACUCUGCCAAAAGGACAUGUGCCGUUGUGCUGAGGAGAGCUGCUUCAUGCACCAGGAGGAUGAGAAGGUCACCCUGGAUGACCGGCUGGACAAGGCCUGUGAGCCAGGAGUGGACUAUGUGUACAAGACCAAGCUUCUCAAGAAGGAGCUGUCGGAUGACUUUGAUGAUUACAUAAUGGUCAUUGAGCAGAUCAUCAAAUCAGGCUCCGAUGAGGUGCAGGUUGGACAGCAGCGCAGGUUCAUCAGCCACAUCAAGUGCAGAGAAGCCCUGAAGCUGGAGGAGAAGAAACGCUACCUCAUAUGGGGCAUCUCCUCUGACCUGUGGGGAGAGAAACCCAACAUCAGCUACAUCAUCGGGAAGGACACCUGGGUGGAGCUGUGGCCUGAGGCCGACGAAUGCCAAGACGAGGAGAACCAGAAACAGUGCCAGGACCUGGCCAACUUCACCGAGAACUUGGUCGUCUUUGGCUGCCCCAACUGAGCCCCCCAUCAUCGUCCCCCCAAUAAAGCUUCAGUUAUUUUUCA